UUUUUUUGUUUUUUUUUUUGUUGAUGAAUAGUAAGACUGACGUCAACAUAACGCUUGAUCUUAAAGACAGAAAGAAGGAUGCUCUAUCACUGACCAAUUAAAACUCCGUCAAGAUGCAAUAAAACCAUGAGCGUAUUUGUUAUUCUCUUUCUUUCUUUUUGUUAUUUUUUCCUUAUUAUAUUACACUAUGGCAUUAGGUUUUGGCAGCAAAAAGAAACAAGCCAAUGAAGAAGAAACACCCACCACCAGUGAUGUGGAUCAACUCUCUAUGAACAACUUUGAUGCUAAUGAGAAGGGUCAAUUCAAAGAAUUCAAAGAGUUUAUCAAGACUGUCAUUAGCUUUACAGGUGAUCUCUCUUCUUUAACUUGCCCUGCUUUCUUUUUAAACGGCCUUUCUCUAUUGGAAUAUGGUACUUAUUGGGGUGAUCAUCCUGCUGCUUUUACAGCCAUUAGUCAAGCACCUACACCAGAAGAACGAUUGUUGGCUAUUUCUCGUUGGUUCAUGUCAACACUUUAUGGUAGUUAUGCUUCUCGUUGUACAGAUGGAAAAUAUGAAAAGAAGCCUUACAACCCUAUUUUGGGUGAAAAGUUCUUUUGUAAGAUGGGUGAUGCUACUUGUGUUUGUGAACAAGUGUGUCAUCAUCCACCCAUCUCUGCUUUUUACCUUGAAGAUGAAAAAGCAGGUGUUUCCUUGAAUGGUCACAGUGGUCAAAAAUCCAAAUUUAAGGGUACUUCAAUCAAGGUAGAACAAGUAGGCAGAGCUGUGUUGUAUCUGAAGCAAUUCGAUGAACAAUACAUGAUUGAUUUUCCUGACUUGAUGAUUCGAGGUGUAUUGACAGGCGGUUGCUUCAUUGAACUGAGUGGUACUUGUACCAUUGCAGGUUCAAACAACACAAAGGCUGUGAUUGAAUUUGUUCCUAAACCAUGGUUCGGUGGUGAAUAUAACCAUAUCAAGGGCUCAUUGUAUAUCGAUAACAAACUCGCUUACGUACUCUCGGGCCGUUGGAGUCAUCAGUCGUUUUAUGCCAAGCCUCAUUCGGAUCAAAAAGAAUUGUUGUUUGAUGCAAAGGCUGAACCCAUGGCAGAGCGUGUUACUGCGCCUGUAGAACAACAAGAUGCGUAUGAGACACAUCGCGUAUGGGGUCCUGUGACAAAGGCAUUAGAAGAAAAGAACUUUAAGGCAGCCAAUGCUGAAAAGACCAAGAUUGAAGAUUGGCAACGUAAAGUGCGUAAAGAGCGUGAAGAAAAGAGUGAAGUCUGGAGUCCUUCUUUGUUUGUGUUCCAAAAGGACACAGAGACAGAUGAUGUGUAUCAUCAAAAGAAUGCUGAAAUCAAGAAGCAUAUGGAUUCUAAGCAUCACUUGGACAAUGGCGCUUGGACUUAUAAUAAAUCACUACAUAUCAGUUCUUAAUCUAAUUUAUCAUCACAGUUACAUAGAAACACACUUUUCUUUUUUUUCUUUUUUUAAUAAACAUUUCUCUUUUUUUUUUUUUCUCAAUUA
Molecule: messenger RNA, 1501 nt
Organism: Gilbertella persicaria
Lineage: Eukaryota; Fungi; Mucoromycota; Mucoromycetes; Mucorales; Choanephoraceae
Exons: 4
Coding region: 188-1411 (407 amino acids)
Biological process (GO): exocytosis; maintenance of cell polarity; endocytosis
Cellular component (GO): membrane; cytosol; intracellular membrane-bounded organelle
Molecular function (GO): oxysterol binding
Source: RefSeq, a predicted model, not a curated record